Molecule: messenger RNA, 2460 nt
Organism: Elephantulus edwardii (Cape elephant shrew)
Lineage: Eukaryota; Metazoa; Chordata; Mammalia; Macroscelidea; Macroscelididae
Gene: AFAP1
Product: actin filament associated protein 1
Exons: 17
Coding region: 1-2460 (819 amino acids)
Cellular component (GO): cytosol
Molecular function (GO): SH2 domain binding; SH3 domain binding
Source: RefSeq, a predicted model, not a curated record
AUGGAAGAGUUAAUCGUUGAACUGCGGCUCUUCCUGGAACUGCUGGACCACGAGCACCUGACGUCCACCGUCCGUGAGAAGAAAGCCGUGAUUGCCAGCAUUCUGCUGAGGAUCCAAGCCUCCAGAGGUUCCGAGGGCAAGGACCAUGUUCAGAAGGUGGAGCACGCCCACCAGCUCGCCAGCAGCCUGCCAGCCCCUCCCCAGCUGCCGCUGCCCGAGAUCCCACAGCCCUGGCUGCCUCCGGACAGUGGCCCGCCACCUCUGCCCACCUCUUCUCUCCCUGAGGGCUACUACGAGGAAGCUGUGCCACUGAGCCCUGGGAAAGCACCGGAGUACAUCACAUCCAAUUAUGACUCAGAUGCAAUGAGCAGCUCCUACGAGUCCUACGAUGAGGAGGAAGAGGAGGGGAAGGGGAAGGACACGCGGCAUCAGUGGCCAUCCGAGGAGGCCUCCAUGGACCUGGUGAAGGACGCCAAGAUCUGUGCCUUCCUGCUGCGGAAGAAGCGCUUCGGACAGUGGACCAAACUACUCUGCGUCAUCAAAGAUUCCAAGCUGCUGUGCUACAAGAGCUCCAAGGACCAGCAGCCGCAGAUGGAGCUGUCCCUGCAGGGCUGCAGCGUCUCCUACACCCCCAAGGACGGCAAGAAGAAGAAGCAUGAGCUGAGGGUCAGCCAGCCCGGGAUGGACCCCCUGGUGCUGGCCGUGCAGAGCCGGGAGCAGGCGGAACAGUGGCUCAAGGUGAUAAAGGAAGUCUACAGUGGGUGCAGCAUGCCCGUGGAGGCCGAGUGCUCUGCUCCCUGCAGCUCCCCCGUGCACAAGGCCGAGCUGGAGAAGAAGCUGUCCUCAGAGCGGCCGAGCUCCGACGGGGAGGGUGCCACAGAGAACGGCACAGCCAUGUCCAAUGGGAAGGAGCCAGUGAAGAGGAAGAAGAGCUCGAAAGCAGAGGGCAAGGGCACAGUGUCCAAGGUGACCGGGGCCAAGCUCACCAAGAUCAUUGGGCUGGGGAAGAAGAAGCCAUCCACAGACGAGCAGACCUCAUCGGCCGAGGAGGAUGUGCCCACCUGUGGCUACCUGAAUGUGCUGUCCAACAGCCGCUGGCGGGAGCGCUGGUGUCGCGUGAGGGACAACAAGCUAGUGCUGCACAAGGACCGGACGGACCUCAAGACCCACCUGGCCUCCAUCCCUCUCCGGGGCUGCGAGGUCAUCCCGGGGCUGGGCCCCAAGCACCCCCUCACUUUCCGGCUGCUGCGCAAUGGCCAGGAGGUCGCUGUCCUUGAGGCCUCAUCCUCUGAAGACAUGGGCCGGUGGGUUGGGAUCCUGCUGGCAGAGACCGGCUCGUCCACAGACCCCGGGGCGCUGCACUAUGACUACAUUGACGUGGAGACCUCGGCCAACGUCAUCCAGACAGCCAAGCAGACCUUCUGCUUCAUGAGCCGGCGCGGGGUCUCCGUCAACCCCUACCUUGGGAGCACCUCCAACGGCUACGCGCACCCCAGCGGCGCGGCCCUGCAUUACGACGACGUCCCCUGCAUCAACGGCUCGUGGGACCCCGAAGACGGCCUCCCUGCCCCCCGCAGAGAAGAGACGCUGUACGAUAACGCGGGCCUCUAUGAUAACUUGCCGUCCCCGAAAAUCUUUGCUCGCUACCCGCCUGCUGAGAGAAGGGCUUCUCGGGGUUCUCCUGACAGACUGGCUUCUAACCACCCCCGGCACCCCGCCUCGCCUGGCCUCGCCAACCCCCUGCUUCUCACUAACACCUCUUCUCUGGGGAGGGCGGCUCUUGGGCUCAGCCCCCAGUUCAAGGGGAAGAAGCCCCCCACCACGUCCAAUGGGGUCACAGGGAAAGGGAAGACCCUGAGCUGUCCGCAGAAGAAGGCUGACCCCUCGGCCAGCGUGAAGCGAACGCCCUCCAAUGCUGACCAGUACAAAUAUGGCAAGAACCGGGUGGAGGCAGACGCCAAGCGGCUCCAGACCAAGGAGGAGGAGCUCCUGAGGCGGAAGGAGACCCUGCGGGCCCGGCUGGCCCAGCUGCGGAAGGAGCGGAAGGACCUGCGGGCGGCCAUGGACGCCAACACAGGCAAGAAGACACAGGUGGCCCUGGAGGACAAGCUCAAGAAGCUGGAGGAGGACUGUAAGCAGAAGGAGGCGGAGCGUGUCAACCUGGAGCUGGAGCUGACCGAGGUCAAGGAGAGCCUGAAGAAGGCGCUGGCAGGGGGCAUCACGCUGGGGCUGGCCAUCGAGCCCAGGUCAGGGACCUCCAGUCCACAGUCUCCUGGGUUCAGGCACCGGACACUGGAAAACUCGCCCAUCUCCAGCUGUGACACGAGUGACACCGAGGGCUCCGUGCCGGUCAACAGUGCUGCUGUCCUGCGGACACGGCCACCCACCUCUGGCAACUCCCCAUGCCGGGGCCACGUGCUGCGCAAGGCCAAGGAAUGGGAACUGAAGAACGGGACAUAG